Molecule: messenger RNA, 573 nt
Organism: Ostertagia ostertagi
Lineage: Eukaryota; Metazoa; Nematoda; Chromadorea; Rhabditida; Trichostrongylidae
Source: the annotation of a GenBank genome assembly
AUGUUGGAGCUACAGAUCACAAAAUUGGACACAGAAGAGCUGGAAUCACCACCAGGGCUAGUCUCGAGCAGUGGUACACGUUGCGUGGACGCACUUACGAUAUAUGACGGGUACAAGUCAUUCUCACCAAUACUAGCGCACGACAUUUGUGAAGACACAGUACGAUCGCCUUUGCCAUUGGUGUAUCACACUUCGCACAAAGUAGCUCACGUCUACUUCGAGAGCGAUAUGAACGGCUCGGGAAGUGGCUUCGAGCUCAAGUAUCGAUCGAUAAAACCCGAUUGCGGUGAUUGGUUGGUGGCGACAAGUGAAUCGCAGUCCUACACUUAUCAGAGUAAACAGAAUAAAGAUAAAACACAAUGGUCAACGAGAUCAACGAUGCAAUGGGUUAUCAAUCCAAGUCCGCAAACACCGAUAAUGUGUUACAGUGACGAAUUCUUUUUCUUUUCAGCACUCGUCAAGUUCCCUUCAGCUGAUGGCGAUUGUUCCGAUGCGUUCAUCGAAAUUCGCGACGUGGGCCUGAUCUCCAAAUGUCAACAUCCAGCUUGUGCCAAGGAAAGCAGCGACAGAAAA